Syzygium oleosum is the source of this 387-nucleotide messenger RNA. RefSeq lists its product as uncharacterized. The coding region runs from base 1 to 387 and encodes 128 amino acids. The record is from RefSeq and is a predicted model, not a curated record. The transcript has a single exon. NCBI's taxonomy places the organism in Eukaryota, Viridiplantae, Streptophyta, Magnoliopsida, Myrtales, Myrtaceae.
AUGGAGAUUAAGCAGUUGGAAGAUGAAGUUUUCAUCUAUCAAAAGAAGUAUGCCAAGGAAAUUCUCAAGAAGUUUCGUAUGGAGGAUUGCAAGGCAAUGGCCACUCCAAUGAAUCAAAAGGAGAGCUUGAGCAAAGAGGACGGGACUGACAGAGUUGAAGAGGGUUACUUUCGAAGUCUGAUUGGUUGUCUAAUGUAUCUCACGGCAUCAAGACCAAACAUUUUAUUUUCUGUAAGUCUCUUAUCUCGUUUUAUGCAUUGUGCUACUAAAAUGCACUUAAGAGCAGCAAAAAGAGUAGUGAGAUACAUUAAAGGAACAAUUGAAUUUGGUGUGAAGUUUAAGAAAAGCCAAGAUUUCAAGCUGUUAGGAUUUUCUGACGGUGAUUGA